CUCAGCCGGAAGAGGAGGAGCCAGGCCUGGAGGAUCGCCGAGAGUUACUGCCGCUCCGGCUGCCGGUGUUUGCGGGUCGCGGGGAGCAGGGCCUGGUGGGCGGGGUGUGUCGCGAUGCCGGAGCUGGCGGUGCAGAAGGUGGUGGUCCACCCCCUGGUGCUGCUCAGUGUGGUGGAUCAUUUCAAUCGAAUAGGCAAGGUUGGAAACCAAAAACGUGUUGUUGGUGUGCUUUUGGGGUCGUGGCAAAAGAAAGUACUCGAUGUAUCCAACAGUUUUGCAGUUCCUUUUGAUGAAGACGACAAAGAUGAUUCUGUCUGGUUUUUAGACCAUGAUUACUUGGAAAACAUGUAUGGAAUGUUUAAGAAGGUCAACGCCAGAGAAAGAAUAGUUGGGUGGUACCACACAGGCCCUAAACUACACAAGAAUGACAUCGCCAUCAAUGAACUCAUGAAAAGAUACUGCCCUAACUCAGUAUUGGUCAUCAUUGAUGUGAAGCCAAAGGACCUGGGACUGCCCACAGAAGCAUAUAUUUCGGUGGAAGAAGUUCAUGAUGAUGGAACUCCAACCUCAAAAACAUUUGAGCACGUGACCAGUGAAAUUGGAGCCGAGGAAGCCGAGGAAGUCGGAGUUGAACACUUGUUACGAGACAUCAAAGACACUACAGUGGGCACUCUUUCCCAGCGGAUCACAAACCAGGUCCAUGGUUUGAAGGGACUCAACUCCAAGCUCCUGGACAUCAGGGGCUACCUGGAGAAGGUGGCCACUGGCAAGCUGCCCAUCAACCACCAGAUCAUCUACCAGCUGCAGGAUGUCUUCAACCUGCUGCCAGAUGUCAGCCUGCAGGAAUUUGUCAAGGCCUUUUACCUGAAGACCAACGAUCAGAUGGUGGUGGUAUAUUUGGCCUCACUGAUCCGUUCUGUGGUCGCCUUGCACAACCUCAUCAACAACAAGAUUGCCAACCGGGACGCAGAAAAGAAAGAAGGGCAAGAAAAGGAAGACAGCAAAAAGGAUAGAAAAGACGACAAAGAGAAAGAGAAGGAAAAGAGUGAUGUAAAGAAAGAAGAGAAAAAGGAGAAAAAAUAAAACAUGUAGCUUUUUAAUUUGUAAAUUAAAAUAUUGUAAACUAACUCAUUGUGCCGCCAGAGGGUUCUUUAAAGUGCUUGUUAAAAAGCUGUAUUGAUGAGAGCUCUCUGGAUAGAGGGACUGAUCUCGAACCUAAACUGCAGCUUCGGCUACUGUGCGUUGGGGAGGUGAUAGCUCAGGUUUCAGACUGUGUGAGAAAAGUGAAGAGAAGUAAGCGUACUCCCCCUACUUUUAUCUGUGAGACCAGGAGUUGAAUUUUUCCCGUCUCAAGAGACUCUUGGGGUCUGUUUCUGGCAGUCUGCAAAAUUGCAGAAUGGAAUGCAUGAAUUCCAUAAGUGCUCUGCCUUGGAACACUUUGAGGUCUGACCCUCAGGACUCUGAGAAUACUGCCCCACGGGACUUCUCAGACCCGUAGCUCUGGCAUUCUCGGGGCUUGGGAUCAAGAUACUGUUUACCUUCAAAGACACAAUUAAAUGGCUUCGUUUUUAA
This is a messenger RNA of Dama dama (fallow deer), 1572 nucleotides long. It is a transcript of the gene PSMD7, whose product is annotated as proteasome 26S subunit, non-ATPase 7. The record is from RefSeq and is a predicted model, not a curated record. Gene Ontology annotation, cellular component: proteasome complex; proteasome regulatory particle. Gene Ontology annotation, biological process: proteasome-mediated ubiquitin-dependent protein catabolic process. The transcript has 7 exons. Gene Ontology annotation, molecular function: metallopeptidase activity; protein binding. NCBI's taxonomy places the organism in Eukaryota, Metazoa, Chordata, Mammalia, Artiodactyla, Cervidae. The coding region runs from base 115 to 1083 and encodes 322 amino acids.